GCCGGAUCAGGGUCGGCACCCCCUCGAGACCAAAGGCCCUGAGUCCCCUUCCCAGGUGAUGCUGGGGUAACCAUGGCUACCCUCUUCAGUAACAGUGGGGCCGAGGUGAUCCAGAGGGCCCUGCCUGCCAAGGAGUCGAGUGGCAGGACCCCGACUGAGGCCCUCAAUGAGUUCUACGAGCUGGAGCGAGCUGCGGCCUUCGUCAUAGCGAGCAAGUUUCAACGGGUUGCCCUGCAGUUCCCCGACGAGCUCCUGGUCGAUUCAGCCGCCGUCGCAGCUAAGAUGGAGGAGGCGACCGGCAGCAAAAUGUACAUACUGGGGGACACGUCGUAUGGCAGCUGCUGCGUGGACGAGGUGGCUGCGGAGCACGUGGGGGCAGAGGCCGUGGUGCACUACGGCCCCGCGUGUCUCAGCCCCUGCAGGAAGUUGCCAGUGCUACAUGUGUUUGGCUGGCAGCCCCUGGACACAGAGCGCUGUGCGGUGGCCUUCCGGGAGCUCUACCCUGACCCCCAGAGCCACGUGGUAGUGCUGAGUGACGUGGUCUACGCCCACGCGCUAGGUGAGCUGGAGCAGCUGCUGGGCCCCGAGUACCCCCACAUCGUCUUCUCCCGCCUGGCGAGUGACGGGGCACCCGACUGCCCACAGGGCCCGGGGCUGGUGCGGCAGUUCGGGCGCUACUUUGCUGUGGCAGCGCAGCGCGAGCUGCAGGACCACGCCGUGUUCUAUGUGGGCGCCGAGGGCCUGACCCUCACCAACUUCAUGCUGAGCUGGAACCGCUGCCCUUUCAGCUCCUUCGACCCAGUCACAGGCUGCGGGCGGCACGAGAGCCUCGACGCCAACCGGUCGCUGCUGCGGCGCCUCUACCUGGUGGAGCGGGCCCGGGACGCCCGUGUGGUUGGCAUCCUGGUGGGCACGCUGGGCGUGGCCGGCUACCUCUCUAUCCUGGAGCACUUGCGGGACAUCCUGCAUCGGGCUGGCAAGCGCAGCUACACACUGGCCAUGGGCAAGCUGAGCCCUGCCAAGCUGGCCAACUUCCUGGAGGUGGACAUAUUCGUGCUGGUGGCUUGUCCCCAGAACUCCCUGCUGGACUCCAGGGACUUCUACCGGCCCGUGGUGACACCCUACGAGCUGGAGCUGGCCUGUAACCCAGCCCGGGAGUGGAGCAGCCUCUACGUCACUGACUUCAGAGACCUGCUGCCAGGUGGCUGUGCCACGAUCGACUUCGCCAGGGACCCGGGUUCCAGGGACGCCGAUCGCUUCCCCGCACCUUCCUUCCUGGAGUCGCGCAGUUGGCGGGGCUUGGAGCAGCAGCUGGGCCAGACGCCCGUGACAAAGGCUGUGCCGGGCCGGAGGGGGAUUGCGAUCGCCUACGAGGACGAGGCUUCUGGGUGA
Chelonoidis abingdonii (Abingdon island giant tortoise) is the source of this 1392-nucleotide messenger RNA. Lineage: Eukaryota; Metazoa; Chordata; Testudines; Testudinidae. The record is from RefSeq and is a predicted model, not a curated record.